AUGGCGACGCAGUGCUCGGAGUAUCCUGCCACUGCGAACGCGCCCACGGCGGCAGCAGCAGCAAAUACGGAAGAAUCCCGCUUGCUGAACCUGCCGUACGAAAUCCGCCUGCAAAUAUACGGCUGGGUACACGCCAUGCACCCCAUCCAACACGCUCAGCUGGCCCCGUGGUACCCGACUCCGACGUAUAGUGCGUACCACCUCAAACUCAUCAAGCCAGGAGAAGGAACUGAGGGACCCGCCGUGCGAGGGAAAGGAACCGCCGACGCCGACGACACCCGUGACCGAAAGGACGCGACCAUCACCGCCAACGGUACCGACGACAACGAAGAGCCCCUCCUCUCCCCCCACCGGCCCCUCUGCGGCCUCCCCUCGGCGCUCCUCCGGACGUCGCGGCAGGUGUACGAGGAGUGCCGGACGAUCCCGAUGCAGACCAACGAGUUCGUCUUCGUGAACUGGUUCUCGUCGGGGCUGUGGGCGGCGCGGGCGUUCACGCGGGGUCUCAAGGGGUGGCAGCGGGACUCGAUGCGGUUCACGCGUCUGGAGAUGCUGGGGCGGGACUUCACGGGCCCGGCGCUGCGGGAGUGGGUGGAGCUCUGCGCGUGCUGGGCGUCCGGGCUCCGGGGCCUGAGGCUCAAGAUCCUGAUCGGAGGUGGGAUAUUCGAGCCCACUGCUACCUUUGCCGCGCUGAACAACAACGCAGAAGCCCAGGCCAUGGACAUCUCGCGCUUCCCCGAACCGAGGCCCGAGUGGAUCGAGGAGGGGCUGAGGAAGAUGGGUUGCCUGAGGAGGCUCGAGGUCGAGCUGAGCGUGCUGGACUGGGACGACGAGCAGAAGAUCGAGUGGUGCAACAGUCUUGAGGGGAUCCUGAAUGAGGGCCGCGAGAGGGAGAGGUGGGUGAAGGUUAGAUUCCUCAACCAGGGGAUCGUUCUUUCUCAUUUCAAAGACCCAUCAGAACAAGGACUUGCCUACAAUCCUUUCACCCACUCAAUCAAGAUGUGUGGUCACGUCAUGAGAGGCCGCUUCGCUCAGCGCUGCGCUGAGUGCAUCGACAUUGACUACUCGACCGCCUGGUCUCCCCAGGUCCGCAUCUGUGUUCUGAUUCUUAUCACCGUCCUCUCCAUGCGCCUGAACCCCCCCUUCAACAACUUCGUCAAGCGCGUUAUGUGGAUGGUUGUCAAGCCCUUCGCCCUCCUGGUCGGCUACCUCUUUGUCGCCUUCAUCUGCGCCAUGCUCUUCAUCUUCAUCGAUGGCCCCAAGAUGUUUAGCAACUGGACCAAGAGCAACAACAACCAGGGCCCUCUCAACCCCCUCAACACCAUGGACGUUGACAACAACACCAAGCUCAACUGCGUCAUGGUCCGCCUCCACGCCACCGCAGCCAAGGCCUGGGUUGCUGGUGAGGGUGGCGUCUUCGACAAGAAGUACAAGCCCUUCCUCGCCGCCGACGACAUGAACUUCGCUGGCCCCCGCCAGAAGAAGGCCAUGACCCGCAAGCGCAACCUCUCUUGCUGA
Molecule: messenger RNA, 1515 nt
Organism: Colletotrichum karsti
Lineage: Eukaryota; Fungi; Ascomycota; Sordariomycetes; Glomerellales; Glomerellaceae
Exons: 3
Coding region: 1-1515 (504 amino acids)
Source: RefSeq, a predicted model, not a curated record